AUGGGGGUGUGCCCGCCGGGGCUGAGCGUCGUGGCCCUGAUACGGCGCCUGGUCUCGAGGGUGGACGGGGAUGACGAGGGCCUGGGGGGGGAUGAGGGCCGGCGGGCCAGGCGGCAGGAGCUGUUCCGGCACGCGUAUUCGAUCCUGCUCGGGAGGACACAGACAGAGACGCUGGACGUUGACGAAGACGAGAGGGAUGAAUUCGUGGCGCUCCGCGUGACGACGACCAUCCUCUCACGGCAGCAAACCAUGCAGUCUUCCAGCCAAGCUUCGCGGCUACGCAAUCUUUGCAACCAGUUCAAGGGAUGCGAGGCUGUAGACUUGGCCGAAGUGGAUGCACCACUUGACUGCCACAACACGAUUCCAUUGAAAAGCCAUGCCGCAAUACUGUCAGUGUUGCUGCACCUGGAAGGAUCGGUGCCUACAUCCUUCAACUCGAGUGUGCCACAGCAUUGCCCUGCAGAUGAUAGAUCCAACAACCUGGAAGGUCCCUUGAGCAGACCACAGUCUGCAGAGGGCAUGUAUGAAGAGGCCAAUGACUGGGUGCCUAAGAAGCUGUUGCAGGUGCCCACUGAAAUGAACAUGUCACGAUGGACAGAUUUCUAUGACAUGGAGCCUGAGAGCACUAUACAUCAGCCUAGCAGAGAGCCUGACACUGGGUGGAGGCCCAAUCUGGACUUCAAGGCGCAUCGUCGGCAAGCAGCAUUUUCUGGGGAGCCCAAUGGUGGCUGUCAGGGAUUCAACAAUGACAGUGAUGUUCAUGAACCCUCCUGGCUUGGAAGACUGCCAUUUGACAUGCAGCCUGGCUAUGGCACUUGCUUUGGGGCUGACGAUGUGGGAAGCGAUCAAACAGUGGCGGGAAUCGGGCUUGGCGUUGGGCAGCUGGACCUUGGAACUGGGCAGGCCAGCCCGAGGUCACCCGCACCAAAGAGAUUUAAACAUGGCGACGAUGCAGAACCCACCCUUGGCACAUUUGAGCACCCUAUGCCCUUGGGCUCGAACCAUGAUAGCUCAGGCAUCCUGGGGCUGGUGCUUGGAGCUGAAGGGCAGCACGAGGAGAAACAGCUUGCCUGGCUUGCGACACACGCGCUGCUGGGCGUCUUGCCUGCAAUUCAUUUUUUUGAGACUGGACGAGUUGGAUCAGAAUACCUGCGGCCAGCUGGGCUGUCACACCUGAUGUGGAAGAUCUGCAG
Ostreobium quekettii is the source of this 1193-nucleotide messenger RNA. Lineage: Eukaryota; Viridiplantae; Chlorophyta; Ulvophyceae; Bryopsidales; Ostreobiaceae. The record is from the annotation of a GenBank genome assembly.